UUGAACUGGAGUACAAAGAGCAGCUGAACAGGGAUGCGGAAUCCACGGUACAGGGAGCUGCGCUACAAACACAGGUUACACAGUGAAAUGAUCCAGUUUCAUUUCUGUACCGCAGAGAACUGCCAUAUGCUGAAUGAAAAACAAGAGCUCUUAUGCAACAGGACGGAACGGGAGGAUCUUUGCUGCAUGAUUUACUAUGGAUAAAUAUAAACCUCGACUGUCUGAAAUGUUAUAAAGGAUAUACAGUAUGCUGUACACGAACACGCCGAUUGAUCUCCCGGAGUUUUACUUACUGACAACACCGACGCAUCAUCAUUUUAUUUUCAAUCGCAAAACCAUUCUUCAUUUGGAAGACGUUCUGUGUUAAAUCCGCUCUUGCGGAAGGAAAAUGAAGCUGGUGGAGAUUUAAUAGAUUUCAGCGUUGUAUAAAAUGUAGGAAACGUUCUGCAGUGAAAGGUGCCAGCUCAGGUGUGAAGCAGCAAGCAAGGGGAGCGAUGACGAGAAGGGCAAGACCACCGCGAGCAAAGGCGACACUGUUCAUUGACACGUCGUUUUAUUCUAAAGCAAAUAAACCUUUAUGAUCAUGAACGGUGAGCCACAUCCAAAGCGCCGUCGCUGCAGUUUGAUCGCACUUCAGUAUUGGUGAUUUUGUUUCACCGGCCUCUCAACUGAAAACAGGAUUGAUAGUUUUAUGUUUGCAGUCCAGUUAGGACAUCUUGCGCUUGAAAGGAUUCACGAGUCAAUUAUUGAAAUGAUGGCAUUGAGCAGCUUCACCGCCCAGUCCACGAGUACCAGAUAUUGCAUGCAAAGGGAAUUCAUUCUCACAAUUUGAAUUCAUUUUAUUUUAAAGCUGUACUAUUUGCAUUUUGAGCUUUUUUUAAAUGAUCUAUAUCACGGUAUGAUACAAUAGGUUUAACUGGAAGAACGUUACAGUGUAACUGAUUUAAUUUAGACUUUAACAUUUUGGGAAAAAAAUGCUUAAUGAUCAGAUAUUUUCCCUUGAGCUUAAAAUUAUAUUUUAAAAAUACGUAUUUAUCCCCCAGAAACUUUUAACAGUAAAAUGUUUUUUAAAUGUUUUAUUUCUAUUUUAAUUGCUCUGGUAUGUGCUCCUGAGUACUGAACUAUAAAGACUUCCAUGGUUAAACAGUUUAAAGUAAAGACGCAAACUUUAAAUAUUUGUCUGGAAGAUUACUGAACUCCUUAAAGAAAUUGUUAUAGAAAGUUGAUCAUUAUUAUUUAUUAUUUUGUAAUAUUUUCAACACAAAGACUAAGUGGAUAGUGGCUCUGGAUCACUAACACCAUGCUGAAGGAAUGGAUUCCCACUGCUGUGUUUUGGCUCAAUAAUUAAAUAACCAAUUGCAUAUCAAUCUCCUCGCCAUUUCAAGCUGGGUGUGUAUCUCAGAUAUGUCCCGAUCCAACAGCGUGAGCCCUCCGGGGUUCACUGCCCCUGGACCUCAGGGUGGAACUGAACAUCGCUCUGCUUGGAGCGACUCCCAGUCCAGAGCCAAUGGGUGUCCUUACUCUACUAAAUCAGCUGCCAAGAAAACCAGGUCCAGCAACAGGUGGAGAGGAGAAGAGGAUUUGGAGCGGCACCCAGGAAGGACCACAAGCACUGUGAGCAGAGUCAGCUUCAGGUCCAAGUCUGCAUGGCAAGACAAUGGAGAGGAGGGCCAUAACAACAACAGAGCAGGCCCAAAGCAGGAUGGGGAGCUGAGAGCCAGGUCUGUGGAGCUCGGGCUACAGGCUCAGGACAUGAAGUUCUCCAUGGCUCAGUGUUGCAGCAGCGUGUUGCAGAUCUUCAGAUCCAAGAAGUUUCCGUCGGUCAAGCUGGAGAGGCUCUAUCAGCGUUACUUCUUCAGGCUCAACCAGAGCAGCCUGACCAUGCUCAUGAGCGUCUUGGUGUUGCUGUGCCUGGUGAUGCUGGGCUUGCACUGUGCAGGGGGGGGUUACAAGCUGCCCUAUGUGGUCGUCUUCACCAUCGCCAUUGCGCUCAUCAUUGUGCUCAUGAUCAUAUGUAACAGGAAUGGGUUCCACCAGGACCACAUGUGGAUCAUCUGUUACCUGGUCGUCUUGGUUGUCAUUGUGGUUCAGAUCAUUGCGGUUUUGCUGGUGGAGCCCAGGAGUGCCUCAGAGGGGAUAUGGUGGACUGUCUUCUUCAUUUACAUCAUCUACACGCUGCUCCCGAUCAGAAUGAGGGACGCCGUCGUAAGUGGAGUCAUUCUAUCAGCUGUGCACCUGGCCAUCUCUUGGAAGUUAAACCAAGUGGACAGCUAUCUAUGGAAACAGCUGGUCUCCAAUGUGCUGAUCUUCUCCUGCACAAACAUUGUGGGAGUGUGCACCCACUACCCAGCGGAGGGCUCCCAGCGGCAAGCCUUCCAGGAGACCAGGGAGUGCAUCCAAGCAAGACUGCAUUCACAGAGAGAGAACCAGCAACAGGAGCGCCUCCUGCUCUCUGUUCUGCCCCGCCAUGUUGCCAUGGAGAUGAAAGCUGACAUCAAUGCCAAACAGGAGGAUAUGAUGUUUCAUAAGAUUUACAUCCAGAAGCAUGACAACGUGAGCAUCCUCUUUGCUGACAUCGAAGGCUUCACCAGCCUGGCUUCACAAUGCACAGCGCAGGAGCUGGUCAUGACUCUCAAUGAGCUGUUUGCGAGGUUCGACAAGCUGGCAGCGGAGAACCACUGUUUACGUAUCAAAAUCCUGGGCGACUGUUAUUACUGUGUGUCUGGACUGCCAGAGGCCCGGGCUGACCAUGCGCACUGCUGUGUGGAGAUGGGAGUGGACAUGAUUGAAGCUAUCUCGCUGGUGCGGGAGGUGACGGGCGUGAAUGUGAACAUGCGCGUUGGCAUUCACAGCGGCCGUGUGCACUGCGGGGUGCUGGGCCUGCGCAAGUGGCAGUUUGAUGUCUGGUCCAACGAUGUCACCCUGGCCAACCAGAUGGAAGCAGGAGGCAAAGCUGGCCGCAUCCACAUAACAAAAGCCACCCUCAACUACCUGACUGGGGAUUAUGAUGUGGAGCCCGGGUUUGGAGGCGAGCGGAAUGCUUAUCUAAAGAAAAGCAACAUAGAAACCUACCUCAUUGUGGGCUGCACUGAGAAGCGGAAAGAAGAGAAAACGACGAUAACCAAGAUGAACAGGCAGCGCACCAACUCCAUUGGACACAAUGCUUCCCACUGGUGCUCGGACCGGCCAUUCUACAACCAUCUCGCCACCAACCAGGUCUCCAAGGAGAUGAAAAGGAUGGGGUUUGAAGAUCCCAAGGACAAGCAUUUCAUUUUCAGAAACACACAGGAAAGCAUGAACCCUGAGGACGAGGUGGACGAGUUCCUCGGCCGUGCCAUCGAUGCCAGAAGCAUUGAUCGCUUGCGCUCGGAGCACGUCAAGAAGUUUCUCCUGACGUUCAGGGAGCCAGACCUGGAGAAAAAGUAUUCCAAGCAGGUGGAUGACAGAUUUGGAGCGUAUGUGGCCUGUGCUUCUCUCGUCUUCCUUUUCAUCUGCUUCAUACAGAUUGUUAUUGUACCCCGCUCAUCGCUGAUGAUUGGUUACUAUGUGGCCUGUUUCCUUAUCCUUACAGCAGUGAUGUUUGUGUCUGCGAUCUACUCCUGUUUCAGGCUCUUCCCAGCUCCUCUGCAGACUCUCUCCAAGAAGAUUGUUCAGUCCAGGACCAACAGCACGCUGGUCGGGGUCUUCACCAUUCUUCUCGUCUUUCUCUCUGCAUUCGUCAACAUGUUCACAUGCAGCACCAAGGAUAUUCGUACCUGCGUGGCCAAGGAGUUGAACAUGACCCGCAGCAGUGUGAACGCCUGCCAUGUGAGCUCUUCACACUUCAACUACACACUGGACACCAUGGAAGGGUACUGCGGGAGCACCGAGCCCAGCUGCAACUUCCCUGAGUAUUUCUCGUCCGGUGUUUUGCUCAGCCUCCUCGCCUGCUCCGUGUUCCUGCAGAUCAGCAGUAUUGGCAAGCUCUUCCUCAUGCUGUUCAUGGAGCUCCUCUACGUGCUCAUUGUAGAGCUGCCGGAAGUGACCCUCUUUGACAACGCAGACUUGCUGGUCACAGCCAAUGCAAUUGGCCAGUCCAAUGGAACAUGUUCGAGGAACGUGUCCAGGGUAGCGCUGAAGAUCAUGACCCCCAUCGUAAUCACAGUGUUUGUGCUUGCGCUGUAUCUGCACGCCCAGCAGGUGGAGUCCACGGCACGGCUCGACUUUCUCUGGAAACUUCAGGCUACAGAGGAGAAGGAGGAGAUGGAGGAGCUGCAGGCCUACAACAGGAGGCUGCUGCACAACAUCCUGCCCAAGGACGUGGCCGCCCACUUCCUGGCCCGCGAGCGGUGCAACGAUGAGCUGUACUACCAGUCCUGCGAGUGCGUGGCUGUCAUGUUCGCCUCCAUCAGCAACUUCUCUGAGUUCUACGUGGAGCUAGAGGCCAACAACGAGGGCGUGGAGUGCCUGCGGCUGCUGAACGAGAUCAUUGCUGACUUUGAUGAGAUAAUUAGUGAGGACCAGUUCCGGCAGCUGGAGAAGAUUAAGACAAUCGGCAGCACGUACAUGGCUGCCUCCGGCCUGAACGACUCCACCUACGACAAGCCGGGGAAGACGCACAUCAAAGCGCUGGCUGACUACGCCAUGAGGUUAAUGGACCAGAUGAAGUACAUUAAUGAGCACUCCUUCAACAACUUCCAGAUGAAGAUAGGUCUCAAUAUCGGCCCGGUCGUGGCUGGGGUCAUUGGUGCAAGGAAGCCUCAGUAUGACAUCUGGGGGAACACAGUGAAUGUAGCCAGUCGCAUGGACAGCACAGGAGUGCCUGAAAGGAUACAGGUGACCACAGACAUGUACCAGGUUCUGAAUGGCUACAACUAUAUACUAGAGUGUCGAGGAGUAGUAAAGGUCAAAGGGAAAGGCGAAAUGAUGACCUACUUCCUGAACGCAGGACCACCCAGCAGUUAGCAGAACACCUUUUAUUAUUUUUUAUUAUUUUUUAAUAUGUUAUUUUGAUAUUGUUGAAACCGCUGGGUUGUGGGUCCCAGUAGAAACCUGUCUAAGCAAUGAAGCACAAGACAAUACAGAUCUAAAAUGACCUGCUGAACAGAACGCCAUGGGCUCUCCCAGCACUGGGAGACACUGGGAGCCAGGCAUGGCGGUAAAGAAAAGGGCCAUCUCCUUUUUGUUGUUGUCAGUGGAGAGGCAGGCCAAGCGAAAGUGACCAAAGAUUUAUUGACUAACUUGUUUUUCAAUGGACCAUGCUGCUGCUACUGCUACUGCUGCUGCUAGGAAGAGGGGCACAAAUAAGGCAAUCAAAGCACCUGCUUUCACAGCACAACCUUUCAAGAUGUGAAGGAAGUGAAUCAGUAUUUAAAGGUUUUCAAAGCAAAUCAUAAAGUCCUCUGCAGGCUCUGGUAAUACUGCACACAGUCAUUACAAGAUACAGACACACUGGGAUCUGCAGGCUCUGGUAAUACUGCACACUGGGAUCUGCAGGCUCUGGUAAUACUGCACACUGCAGGCGUUACAAGAUAGACACGCUGGGAUCUGCAGGCUCUGGUAAUACUGCACACUGCAGGCGUUACAAGAUACAGACACACUGGGAUCUGCAGGCUCUGGUAAUACUGCACACUGCAGGCGUUACAAGAUACAGACACGCUGGGAUCUGCAGGCUCUGGUAAUACUGCACACUACAGGCGUUACAAGAUACAGACACGCUGGGAUCUGCAGGCUCUGGUAAUACUGCACACUGCAGGCGUUACAAGAUACAGACACACUGGGAUCUGCAGGCUCUGGUAAUACUGCACACUGCAGGCGUUACAAGAUACAGACACACUGGGAUCUGCAGGCUCUGGUAAUACUGCACACUGCAGGCGUUACAAGAUACAGACACGCUGGGAUCUGCAGGCUCUGGUAAUACUGCACACUGGGAUCUGCAGGCUCUGGUAAUACUACACACUGCAGGCGUUACAAGGUGGGCAUGCUGCAAGGGUUUGUGCUGCCUCGUAGGACCCAGGCUACACAACACAAAGCUGCAUGGAGAUUACAAACCGACCACUACAACAGGAUGAUUGGUUUCUUUGUUUGUCGUGAGGCUGCGCACCCCGGAGCAACUGUCGCUAAUGCAAACCUAUGACAAGGAACUUCGUAUUUGGGGACUCUAAACACAAUGAAACACAGUACUGCAAAUCUAUUCUCUGAGUAUUUGAGUUUACGUUUUUCUUGAUGUGUAAAAUGCAGACACUUUAAAUUAAAAAAAAAAAAAAGGCGCCAAAAACUUUUUGUAUUUUUUGUCAUUUUGUAUUAUGACUCAAGACAAAUCUAGCAGAGAUUCUAUAUUUUGUAAAGUAUUAUAUUAAAAGAGUGUGCAGUGUAAACCACUGUGUAUUAGGGAGUAUAUAGAUGACAUAGAUGCAAUCUUGCACCUUUAGUUUUCCUCUUCAUCACUUUUUAGGUCCAUAAUAUGACAUUUUUUUUGGUUUGGUUCUGUUUUUUGAAAUGUGUUUGAAUGGCUUCUCUUUAGUCCACCUUCUUGCUGUUUGUAGAUAUAUUUCCCCACACUCCCCAAAGCUGCUGUACUCAAGACACUGGUGCUGGUGGCAGCAGUCCUCACAAAAUGCUUGGUAGAGCAGUUUGAAAUAAGAAGGGUAUGUCUGUGGCCAGUGAUGUACCUCAGUAACAUUGAGUUAAUUUGUUUUUAGCUUUUUGUUUCUUUAUACUGAAAGUACUUUACUGAGGGCAAUCUUCAUGAAGCUUAGUGUGUGUUUUAGUUGAAUUAAGUUAAG
Molecule: messenger RNA, 6764 nt
Organism: Polyodon spathula (Mississippi paddlefish)
Lineage: Eukaryota; Metazoa; Chordata; Actinopteri; Acipenseriformes; Polyodontidae
Product: adenylate cyclase type 5-like
Exons: 21
Coding region: 1405-4944 (1179 amino acids)
Biological process (GO): intracellular signal transduction; adenylate cyclase-inhibiting G protein-coupled receptor signaling pathway; cAMP biosynthetic process
Cellular component (GO): plasma membrane
Molecular function (GO): adenylate cyclase activity
Source: RefSeq, a predicted model, not a curated record